Messenger RNA from Entrophospora candida, 1278 nucleotides. The record is from the annotation of a GenBank genome assembly. Lineage: Eukaryota; Fungi; Glomeromycota; Glomeromycetes; Entrophosporales; Entrophosporaceae.
AUGUGUCCAAUUCCAAGAGUGGAUAAUUAUGAUGUCAUUCGAGCCAAAUUCAUUGUCGAUUCACUUGAUCAUAAAAUGAUGACCACAUUUUCAAAAAAUGCGAAUGAAUUCAGAGAUGAAGGUCGUGUUCGUUCAAAUAGUAUAAAGAUUAUCAAAAAAAUCGAAAAGGAAAUCAAAAAAUCAAUUAAAGAUGUAUCCAAAGAUGAUCUUGAUGUUAUAGAAAUAGAUUUAUCACCCAUUAAAACUAAAAAACGCGAGAAGGUUCUUGAAACUAUUCAUAAUAUUUACCAAGCCGAAAGAAUUGAUGAUAUAUUGUUCAUAAAAUUUGAUGGUUUUGUGAAGGGAGAAAUGCAUAUGGCAUUACUAUAUUCACUUGAUCAACAAUUAACUUGGGAUAUUCUGAUUGAUACAAUAUCAGUAGUUAAUGGUAAUGAAUUUCGACCAGAUAUAGGGGCAACCUGGGUGCGAUUGGAGAAUGUUCUCAAAAAUGAGAAGGUUAAAUUACAGGAAUCUUCUAAUAAAAAAUAUAAGCAAACUUUAAAGCUUGCAAAGAUCUUCAAAGACCAAUUCAAGGAUUGUCAUAACAAGUUUACAGAAGAACAGAUUGAAUAUAAAUUUUUUUAUGCUCAGACUUAUACAACUUAUUUCUUUAAUAGGGGAAAGAAAAUGCUAAAAGCAUCAGCAAUUUUAAAGAACGAAUCACUCCAAGAUAAUUAUAGAUGUAGUCACGGUAAUAAGAUUGGCCUUGUCAUGAGCAUUUCCGAUAUCAAAAUUAGAAAAUGUGAUCAUGGAAGUAUCAGGUUCUCCAAACGAGCAAGAUCAUACCCAUUAUAUCAUAAAUUUUACGUUUAUUCAAUGUGUAUGCCAUUUUCAGCAAAAUAUUAUUUCAAGCUCGAAUUCAAAUUAGAGUGUCCAAUAACAAUGAGAACAUUUUCCAAGGAAUUACCGAAAUUUGGACAAAAUUUAUGGAAAAUGAGGGAUCUGGUUCAACCAAGUGUGACAGAAAUUAUGACGUAUAUUGAUAGUGAAGAGGGUGAAGAAAAUGAUGGAGCAGUUUCAGUUGAUACGGUCAAUCAAUCACCAAGAAAGGAGCCAAAUCCUGAGGUUGAUGAUUCUGACGAAGAGGAAGAAGUGGAAAUGAUGGUUAUUUCUGAUAAAGAGGCAUUAAAUAGUUUAGAAAAAGUGAUUCAAUAUUUAAAAAAUCCACCAGAUAAUUUUAGCUAUCAAGAAUUAAAAAUGAUUAAUAGUUUAAAAUCAAAAAUUCAUAAACAUGUUUAG